UGAUGCCCAUUCAACGUAACCCCUCCUUAGUUUCCUCAUCACCAUCUUCUCCUCUCUCUCUCUCUUCAUCUCAAUAUAUCAAACAUCUUGCUUCUGUUUCUCUUCUUCAUCCAUGGCUCAAGAGAACAGUUUCAAGAAGAGAAAGAUCACCACCGUGGACGACGGUGGAGGACUUUUAGAAUCCCUUCCCGGAGAUAUCCUCACCGACAUAUUCUCUCGCCUUCCCAUCUCCUCCUUAGCUAAACUCAUGUUCGUUUGCAGAUCUUGGAGAUCCAUUUUGACGACACAACACGGUCUUGUCUCUUCUUCUUGUUCUUCCGACAAGAAGCCAUGUCUUCUCCUUCACUGCGAUUCGCCAAUACGCAACGGCCUCCACUUCUUGGACUUGUCUGAAGAAGAGAAACGUAUCAAGACCAAGAAAUUCACCUUAAGAUUCGCAUCUUCCAUGCCUGAGUUCGACGUGGUAGGUUCUUGUAACGGUUUGCUCUGUUUGUCUGAUUCUCUUUACAACGACUCUCUCUACCUCUACAACCCUUUCACCACAAACUCCUUAGAGCUUCCUGAAUGUUCCAACAAGUACCAUGAUCAAGAACUCGUGUUCGGCUUCGGGUUCCAUCAAAAGACAAAGGAGUACAAAGUUGUAAAGAUAGUUUACUUCAGAGGUAGUAGUAGUAUCUACCGAGGUCGUGGUCGGAUCCAGUACAAGCAAUCAGAGGUUCAGGUCUUAACGUUGCCAACAAGAAGAGACCAAUCUUUAUCUUGGAGAAGCUUAGGGAAAGCUCCUUACAAGUUUAUGAAACGUCCCACGGAGGCUUUGGUCAACGGGAGGUUACAUUUUGUUACAAGACCUCGUAGGCACGUGCCCGAUCGUAAGUUUGUAUCAUUUGAUCUUGAAGAUGAGGAGUUUAGAGAGAUACCUAAACCGGAUUGCGGUGGGCUAAACCGGAUUAACCAUAGGCUAGUGAACCUUAAAGGGUGUCUUAGUGCCGUUGUUUAUGGAAACUAUGGGAAGUUAGAUAUAUGGGUUAUGAAGAGCUAUGGGGUUAAGGAGUCUUGGGGCAAAGAGUAUAGCAUUGGGACUUACGUGCCGAAGGGGCUAAAGCAGAGUUCGGACCGACCAAUGUGGAUUUGGAAGAACGCUGAGAAUGGUAAAGUGGUUAGGGUUUUGUGUGUGUUGGAGAAUGGAGAGAUCUUGUUGGAGUAUAAGAGUAGGGUUCUUGUGUCUUAUGAUCCAAAAUUGGGUAAGUUUAAAGAUCUUGUUGUUCAAGGUAUGCCUAAUUGGUUUCACACUGUUGUUCAUGUUGGAACAUUAUCUUGGCUUGAUACACCACUUGAUUUAUGAAACCUUUUUUAAAAAGAAAAUUCUUCAUUUUUAUUGUCA
Molecule: messenger RNA, 1381 nt
Organism: Brassica oleracea var. oleracea
Lineage: Eukaryota; Viridiplantae; Streptophyta; Magnoliopsida; Brassicales; Brassicaceae
Product: F-box protein At3g07870
Exons: 1
Coding region: 113-1342 (409 amino acids)
Molecular function (GO): protein binding
Source: RefSeq, a predicted model, not a curated record